GUCACGAGGCCCACAAGGCCGUAACAUAAGGAACGGGAAAAUUGAAACCCGCAUCACAACGGUCGAAUUUCGCGUGAUCAGAAGGAAUCCAAACGCUCCGCUGUUUGCACACAUUCUCACAGAGAAAGAGAAAGAGAAAGGAGAGAGAGAGAGAUGGGGAAACGGAAGGGGAGAGAGCAGAAGAAAGUUGGAAGAUGUGAGGGAAAAGAAGUGAAUUUGAGUGAACAAGUUGAAGCAGGAGCAGGAGCAGAAAGCAGAUUCUUCGCCUGCUAUUUGCUAACGUCUAUGUGCCCCAGGUUCAAGGGCCACACUUACAUCGGAUUUACAGUGAAUCCUCGCCGUAGAAUACGACAACACAAUGGAGAAGUGAGGAUGGGUGCUUUCAGGACAAAGAAGAAGCGUCCUUGGGAGAUGGUUUUAUGCAUUUAUGGCUUCUCCACAAACGUAUCUGCCCUCCAGUUUGAGUGGGCGUGGCAGCAUCCAGUAGAAUCCCGUGCAGUUAGACAGGCAGCAGCAUCGUUCAAAUCUCUUGGAGGAGUUGCUAACAAGAUUAAAUUGGCAUAUACAAUGCUUACUCUCCCUGAGUGGCAAAGCCUAAAUCUCACCGUAAAUUUCUUCUCCACAAAAUACAAGAUGCAUUCAGCCGGUUGCCCUAAUAUUCCAGAGCACAUGAGAGUCCAAGUUUGUGCGCUGGACGAACUUCCCUGUUAUACAGGAAUUGACAAGAAUGAGUAUAUAACCAAUGAUUGGGAAAACAGUGACGAUUAUGUGGGGAGCAGUGAAAAGUUAACAGACGGAGGAUCUGCAGGAUCCACAACUUCUGAUAGUUCUGCUAGUAGCGCUGCAGAAAAUAUCGAUGAACAUCUUGAUUGGAGAGAAGAACUUUACGAACAUGCUGAAGAAUAUAGCACAACCCAUAGAGAGGAUCCCGAGCAGACAUAUAUUAUCAUUGACUCGCCGGUGAAUGCACCAUCCUCAAUUCAAAGUGGUUGCUAUGGUAUAACAGACAACAUAAGGGACAAAUUCGAAUUGAACGAAGAAUUUGGUGGUAAACUUUGUCAGCAGAGCAUGAAUGCUGGUUUGUCUAGUGGAGUUGAGGUUAUUGAUGUUUUUACUCCUCCAUGCUACAAGGCAACAACAAUACUUUGAGCAAAGAAAACGGCAAGAGCAGCAGAAAAAAGAUGCAAGAGAGAGCUUCUUUGAGGAGAAAAUCCGAUGUAAUCAGCAAGAAAAGAGUAGUCGUUCACUGGAUAUUCGGAGUUUACUAAACUUAUCUACAGGUUCUGGGGAACAUAAGUCAAAUGUCCACUCAGGUACAUUGACCUCAAUUUUUCAUCUCUCCAAAAACUUUAAGCAUAUAAUAAAUCCUUAUGUGUGUUUUAGGGUGAUUGGCAAUAGCAUUUGAUGCUUGUUCAUGUUUCUUCUUACGAGUUAGCUCAGAGAUAUUAUGUAAGCGAUUGUCCCUUUUGGGGCAUCCGAUAAACUUGGAAUGGUACAGAGAUAUUACGUGAGAUAUCUUACUUCUCAAAGAAGUUUGUAUCUCAAUCUGUUCAGCCUUUGGAGUUAAAAUCCCUUAAAUUAUUGAAAAUCAAAAUGAAUGAUGUGCAUUUUCACUUUCUUCAAAACUCAAAGUAAACUUCUGAACUAGUUGCAAAAGUAUGCAGCUUCAUUAGCAUUUAAUGUCUUUGAGCAAUUAAUUUUAUCAGGUACUGUUAGAAUUCUUCUUUCAUGAGUGUCUUUACUACCAUUCAUAAGUCUUUCAGUGAUAUCAAACAACCUAAUAUACAUGUUUUAUCAAUUAGAGAUUUCAAUAUGGGUUUGACUCAAAAUUUGAUUGUGCAAUGUGAACAUGUUAAAUUGCAUUUUGUCUAUUUUCCUUAUGUGAUGAGUCGUACCUCUUCCCUUCAACUGCACAGCAAUUCAUAAUCCCCCUUCUGUGGCCUAAUUUUCUUUUGCAUCACUAUGUAAGCAAGGCAUAGUUAUGAGGGAAAUGCCUUUACUCCACACAAUCAGAUGCAAUGUGAACAUGUUAAAUUGCAUUUUGUCUAUUUUCCUUAUGUGAUGAGUCAUACCUCUUCCCUUCAACUGCACAGCGAUUCAUAAUCCCCCUUUUGUGGCCUAAUUUUCUUUUGCAUCACUAUGUAAGCAAGGCAUAGUUAUGAGGGAAAUGCCUUUACUCCACACAAUCAGAUGCUACAGCGUUCUUCGGUGAUUCAAACCAAUGAAGUCAUCUCUGUUGGCUCUCUUCAACAUAAAGAAGGUAGUAUACUACUAUACUUGCAUUCUGGCAAAAGCUAGUUUGCUGAGGAGUAUAAUUGUUUAUUCUUGUCAUUCGGACGUAUUGUGAUCCAUUGUCCUAAUAGGAACUUCACCAAGCUCCCAAGAUUAUGCUACCUGCCCAAAGAAUACAUCAGUUGGAGCACCUGGAUGUCAUGCGAAAGCUUUGUACAACACUGAUGACA
Nicotiana tabacum (common tobacco) is the source of this 2462-nucleotide messenger RNA. The record is from RefSeq and is a predicted model, not a curated record. Lineage: Eukaryota; Viridiplantae; Streptophyta; Magnoliopsida; Solanales; Solanaceae.